AUGGAACGAUGGACUGGCGAGGGCGUGGGUGGGAUUUCCCUUCAUUCAUUUCCCUGGCAUUCCUCCCUUUCUACCCGUGUCUUUCCCCACCUGCGUUCCCCCCGCAUGGCCCCACAGGAAGCUCUCUCAGGCCACUCUUUUGCGUCCCACUCGCCCUUUGUGCAACGAUCCAUGGAUCGAUGGACUGGCGAGGGCGUGGGGUUCUCCCUCAUCGAAUCCGCACUUGAGUUCGCCGUGCGGCGCGGCCCCCGGCUGCUGGCGCAGAUGCAGAAGGAGGGGGGGCGAGAUGGGGGGAGAGAGUGGGGGAGAGAUGGGAGAAGAGAGGGGAGGUUGGAGGGGAGGAGGGAGAAAGAUGGGGAGAGAGGGGGGAUGGCGGAGAGGGCGGAGGAGAUGAGGGCAGGGAAGCCAGACGCAGCAGGGAGUGUGGGGAGCAGGGAUGCGGGGGCGGUGUUGGUGUUUAUGACGGGGUGGGAUGAUAUUAUAGGCAUGCGCGACCGGCUGAGGGAGCACCCGCUGCUGGGGGACGAGAGUAGGGUGAUGCUGCUCACGUGUCAUGGCAGCAUGCUGAUAGAAGAGCAGAAGCUAAUCUUCAACCCUCCACCCCCCGGCAUCACCAAGGUCAUUCUAGCAACGAACAUGGCUGAGACCUCCAUCACCAUCAACGACGUCGCUCUGGUCAUCGACACAGGAAAGGCCAAGGAAACUUCCUACGACGCCGUCAACAACGUGCCGUGCCUGCUCCCCCAGUGGGUCUCCAAGGCCUCUGUGAAGCAGCGGCGGGGGCGCGCGGGGAGGGUGCGGCCGGGGGUGUGCUUUCAUCUGUACCCGCGCCCGCUGUUUGCUGCUCUGCCGGAUUAUGGUCAGCCGGAGCUGCUGCGGGCGCCGCUGCACUCGCUGUGCCUGCAGAUCAAGACUCUCGGGCUGGGCAAUAUUGGGGAGUUCCUGGGGAAGGCGAUCCAACCCCCAGAGCCUCUAGCUGUGGACAAUGCCAUAGAGCUAUUGGAGGACGUGGGGGCGCUGGACAAGGAUGAGAACCUCACACCACUUGAUGCUGGUGAUGGCAGUGGUGCUAUCGUGUGUCAACUCUCUCCUCUCACAUCUCCUUUCCCUCUAAACCCCACCCUCAUCUUCCCCUUCACAGGUCGCCACCUCACAGCACUGCCUCUGGAGCCACGCGUGGGGAAGAUGCUGGUGAUGUCGGCAGUGCUGUCGUGUGUGAACCCUGUGCUCACUGUAGCUGCUACCCUUAGCGAGAGAGAACCGUGGGUGCGACCGGCAGAUAAGCGAGAGGUGGCAGACUCGGUUCGUUUGCGCUUUGCAGGGGACGAUUGCAGCGACCAUUUCGCGGCAGUGAGGGCGUUCGAGGGGUGGGUGGCGGCUCUUGGGUCAGCGACCAGCCGCAGCGACGGUUGUUCACCUAGUCCACUCCUUUCCGUCUCUACCUUGUCCCACACCCUGCCUAUCCGCCAGGCAAUCGCAGGGCUGAGGAGGCAGCUGCUGGGGACACUUGGCGAGCUGGGAUUGGUGGAUGUGCAGCGGGGCAUGGAUGAGGCCAACAGCAGGAGCAACGACCCCGAGUUUGUUCGAGCUGCGCUGCUGGCUGGGUUGUUCCCCGCUGUUGCAUCGGCAGUGAAACGGACUCGCAGCACAACAUACAAGACGGAAGAGGACGGGGAGGUGAACAUUCACCAGUCCUCUGUAAACGCUGGUCUCACUCGGUUCCCUUACCCCUGGCUGGUAUUCAACGAAAAG
Molecule: messenger RNA, 1752 nt
Organism: Closterium sp. Yama58-4
Lineage: Eukaryota; Viridiplantae; Streptophyta; Zygnematophyceae; Desmidiales; Closteriaceae
Source: the annotation of a GenBank genome assembly